UGAUCGUCGGUGCGCUGUGUCCCUCGGACACAGCAGAUCACGGAAAGAGCCGAAGAUGUCAGUCCGGUCAUGUGAUCAGCUGUGUCCAAUCACAGCUGAUCACAUGGGACUGAUGAUCAGUGUGCCCUGAUGAUCAGUGUGGCCCCAGAAGUGCCACUUGUCAGUGCUCAUCAGUGCCACAUGCCAGUGCCCAUCAGUGCCACGUGCCAGUGCCCAUCAGUGCCACAUCAAUGCCACAUAUCAGUGCAUACCAGUGCACAUCAAUGCCACAUAUCAGUGCCCAUCUGAGCUGCCUUUCAAUGUCACCCAUCAGUGCCAGUCAGUGCCACCUAUCCAUGCCAAUCAGUGCCACCUAUCAGUGCUGCCAAUCAGUGCACCUAUCAGUGCCAGUCAGU
This is a messenger RNA of Staurois parvus, 395 nucleotides long. The record is from the annotation of a GenBank genome assembly. Lineage: Eukaryota; Metazoa; Chordata; Amphibia; Anura; Ranidae.